Drosophila biarmipes is the source of this 6519-nucleotide messenger RNA. It is a transcript of the gene Hel89B, whose product is annotated as TATA-binding protein-associated factor 172. The transcript is spliced from 7 exons. The record is from RefSeq and is a predicted model, not a curated record. Gene Ontology annotation, molecular function: ATP-dependent chromatin remodeler activity; ATP binding; TBP-class protein binding. Lineage: Eukaryota; Metazoa; Arthropoda; Insecta; Diptera; Drosophilidae. The coding region runs from base 613 to 6396 and encodes 1927 amino acids.
ACAUAUAAAUGCGACUCCAACGGGCUAACAUGGCUGCUGGGAACCGAAAACUUGGGAAAAUCGUGCGUUCGGAGUGUGUCUGCCUCUGCGUGAAGCCCAGUGUUAAGUUGAAACAUUGACUGCCCACGCCCCCGAGACUCCGUGAUUCCGUAAUUCCGUAAUUCCGCGAUUCGCGCAGGCCACAAUCGAGGUCUGCCGCCCCAUCCGUGAGUUCUCGAGCGCCGCGAGUGCCAGUGUGUGCGUGAGCAGGAAAAAAUCAAUGGUGCGUGAGUGCGAGUGAGUGGGAAGGCAGGGGAGGCGAAUAUCAAUUUGGAUUGAUUCGAGACGCUGCGCCGCACACACACACACACACACACACGCGCGCGCGGGGCCAUAGUAACGCAGCCUCGAGUGUACAGUUUUAGAGCAAACAAUUCAAUUAGAAAAUGCAGAGCGCAUGAGUUGGAUUGCCAGAGGGCGCCCGCAAAAGCUGACUGCUGCCGCACCGCAAAGGGAGCAAGAGCGAGAGAGAGAGAGAGAGGGAGAGCAACCAUUGCCAAAGAUUAGUAACUUAGAGUAGAUCGAUUCUUAGAUCGACGUAUCACAACAAGUAUCACAAAUUACCAUUGUAUAAUGACAUCUAGACUUGACCGCCUGUUCAUCCUACUCGAGACCGGCUCCACGGCGGCCACUCGUCAGGCGGCCGCCAAGCAGAUCGGCGAGGUCCAGAAGCUCUAUCCGCACGAGCUGCACGCCCUGCUGAACCGCCUGGUGGGCUACCUGCACAGUUCGUCCUGGGAGACGAGGAUAGCGGCGGCCCAAACGGUCGAGGCCAUACUGAAGCAAGUGCCACCCUGGCAGCCGGAACUGCAGGUGGUGCCGAAGAAGGAGCGCUCCAGCAGUGAUGCAGCCACAGCGGCAGCUGCCGCGGAAGAGGACAGUUGCCAGUCGAGUAGUUCCAACUCCACAACGGCCAGCGAGCGACUUCUCAGCUUCGAUGAGUUCGAUCUGCAGCAGAUCCUGCACAAGGGCGCCCGCCUCAUCGGCUCCGAGGGCAACGAGUUCGAUGUGCAGGAGGAGCAGCCCGCCAGUGGCGGCGGGGAUGAGGAGAGAAGUCUCGCCAGUCGGCUGAGUCGCCAGCGGGCGGCGCUCAACGACAAACUGGGCCUGACAACGGCCGCCAAGCUGGGCGUCAAUCUUACCGACAUGAUCACCGACGAGGAUGUGGCGCUCGCCAGGAGCGGAAGCAGCUACAACGUGAAUGCCGAGAAGCUGCCCGUGGAGCAUAUACUCAAUAUAAAGCCAGCGGCCAACGGUUCUGGCCAGGCUCAGCUGAGCUGCCGUGAGAUGAACCGGGCCAAGCGCAAAGCCCGCCAAAACACAUCGGCUUCGGCCACCGUGGUCACGCCCACCUGCAGCCGGCGGAACUCCAACAGUAACCACAGCACGGGGAGCAACCACAGCAACAAUGGCACCACACCGCUAUCAGCGCUGGACGAGCCGGAAAAAAAGAAGCUAAAGGCCACGGAGCGACAGGAAAUCUUCUACAGUUUAAAUGCUGCUGUGCCGGAUGCCACGGGAACUUGGGUGGAUGCCGUCUCCUGGCCGUUGGAGAACUUCUGCUCCCGCCUCUUCAUUGAUCUCUUUCAUGCCAAAUGGGAAGUGCGCCAUGGAGCGGCCACAGCACUGAGGGAGCUGAUCAACCAGCAUGCCCAGGGAGCGGGAAAAGUAGUGCAACAGAGUAGAGAGCAGAUGGACGAAGCACACAAUCGCUGGCUGGAGGAUGCUGCGCUGCGUUUGCUCUGUGUGCUGUGUCUGGACAGAUUCGGUGACUUCGUCUCGGAUCAAGUGGUGGCACCGGUGCGCGAGACCUGUGCCCAGGUGCUGGGCACCCUGGUGAAGGAGAUCCAGGCGUCCAAAGUUCAACGGAUAGUGGACAUCCUACUGCAGCUCAUCCAGCACAAGAACGAGUGGGAAGUGCGGCAUGGUGGACUGCUGGGCCUGAAGUAUGUGUUCGUGGUGCGCGAGGAGCUGCUGCCCAUCUAUCUACCACAGUCAAUCUCAAAUAUCCUCAGUGGUUUGCUAGACGCUGUUGAUGAUGUUGGAGCAGUGGCUGCGGCUACGCUAAUUCCAGUUUCUUCAUGGCUGCCGAAGCUCUUAAAUCCGAUACAAGUCUCCUCCAUUGUUAAGAUGCUGUGGGACCUACUGUUGGAUCAGGACGAGCUCACAUCUGCAUGCAACAGUUUCAUGGGGCUGCUGGCGGCUAUUCUUUGUCUGCCAAAAGCCGCCAGCUGGGUGGAGAUGGAGCCUAUGUCCAUUCUGGUGCCGCGCCUGUGGCCUUUUCUUUCUCACAGCACAAGUUCAGUGCGGAGGUCUACACUCAAGACACUGAUCACCCUGACCAGCGCGGAUAAGGUAAAAUCGGAGCCAAAGGAGGAGGAUCACGUCAAGGAGGAACCGGAUCAGAAAAAGAUGAAACUUAACUUUGGAGUCAGCGACUGGAAGUGGCAAUUGCUGCAGCAGGCACUGCGCCACAUCUAUCAGCGCAUUCUGGUCGAGCCGCAGGCGGAUAUCCAGGCAUUGGCCCGUCAGGUGUGGUCCAAUCUCAUCGAGCAUGCGGAUUUGGGAGCCCUCCUGCACGCUGCCUGUCCGUACGUGUCUUCCUGGAUCUGUCUGUCAAUGCAGCCGCCUAGACUCGCCUUCGAUGCGGGAGUGCUGAUCAGAGCUAAUGGAGAUUCGAGCACGCCAGGAAGCACCUCACGGAAACGAACGCCACGCAUAGGAGACGAUCUGGGCGGCGCCAUCCUAGCGCACUCGAAUGCCUCACUAAAGUUAUACCUGGGUGGCAGCGAGGCCACGCCAUUGGAGCUACGGGAGGCGAACUUUAUGCGUGCUCGGAUUGCCUCUUCGCGGGCACUGGGAGCCCUCUCUCAUUAUCUGGUGCAGCCAGCGCCAGGAGUUGUGUACACCCCGCAAACAGAGAGUCCCACCGACUGCUAUACGAAAGUUCUGUUGGGUCACCUCAACGCCCACUCCGCUGUCCAGCGAAUCGUGUGUGGACUGAUCAUUGCUUUUUGGGCUCUCGAAGAUGAACCAGUGCGCCCGGGACCGCCGAACCUACAGGAAAAGUUGCAUCAGUGCGUCAGCGAGUACGUCUACUACGAUGAGGUGGCCAUCUCGCUGACCCGACUGCUGCAGGAGGCACAAGACUUUAUUGCUACGCUAAAGCAGAACAAAAUCCCAAUCAAUGACUUCAACAACGCCAAGAUCCUCACCCUGGAUCAAAUCGAGGCGGUGGCCACAACGUUAAGCGAAAAUCUGCGCCAUUAUCCCCUCAAGCCAAAGCUGUUGGACAUGUUGGAGGAGCGGCGGCGCAGCCUACAGGCCUCCUACCAGCAGACAACCAGUGAACAGAGCGCCUACCAUGUCAGUGCCCAGGCAGCCCUUGCCGGCGCCAUCUGCGCUUUGCACUGCCUGCCCGAGAAGCUGAAUCCGGUGGUCAAGCCAUUGAUGGAGUCCAUUAAGCGGGAGCAGUGUCUCCAGCUGCAGCAGCUAUCUGCCGAGUUCCUGGUCCACCUCAUGGACCAGGUCUGUGAUAGAAAUCCUAGUCCAAAUAGCAAGAUCCUGAACAACCUUUGUACGCUGCUGCGAAGCGACGCCGAGUACACACCCAAACUGGUAAUGCCAACUCAGACCCUCAAGCAAACGCCGCUUUCACCUGGAGUCACCAACAGUUGUGUUUACUACGGCAUCCUGACACUGGCACUACAACAGGCAGUGCCAGUUACAAACAGUCGAUCCGGAGGAGGAGGUAGUGGUGGAGCCACUACUCCUACUACUACUACGCCUAGCCGUGGCCCUGGACGACCACCCGCUGGCGAGAUCUUGGCCGCAGCAGCGGUCGUUAACCACACAGAAGUGAAAGCUCAGCAAGCGAAAGAGGCGGAAGCCAAGCAAUGCCGCAUACAGCGCCUGGGAGCGGCCUGUGCCAUAGAGAAGCUGUGCAAGACAUUCGGAGAGCACAUUGUGGACAAGGUGGCUGUUUUCCAACAGCUCAUGUUCGGCAAGGUGGAGCAGUUUGUGAAGCAAUCGUGCGAUUGGCGACUGCCUAGCAUCCUGCCAGACUUGGGAGUGUGCAACGAGCUCAUCAGCUCGCUGCAGCUGAUCGAGACAGCAGCCCCUCAUCUUCAUGCUGCACUGCAUCCGCAGAUGUUCGCUUUGCUUCAACCACUUGGCUUCAUCGUUUGUCAUCCUCUGAAGGCAGUGCGUCACAUGGCUGCCCGCUGUAUCGCCGUGCUGGCCGAGAUCGACGCUUGCCAGACUAUGCAGUUUGUGGUGCAUGAUCUGCUGCCGCUGCUUGGAAAAAUUGAGCAGCUCAUUGAGCGGCAGGGAGCAGUGGAGGCUAUUGAACGAGUGGUCAGCCGACUGCAAAUCAAAGUAGUGCCCUACAUCGUGCUGCUGGUGGUGCCUCUACUGGGAGCAAUGAGCGAUCCCGAUGAAUCAGUGCGACUUCUUUCCACCCACUGCUUUGCCAAUCUCGUCCAGUUGAUGCCGCUGGACGGCAAGGCGGAGCAAUUGAAGAGUGAACCUUUGCAGGCUCGCAAGACCCGCGACCGUGAAUUCCUCGACUACCUUUUCAAUCCAAAGAGCAUUCCCAACUACCAGGUUCCAGUGCCCAUAAGCGUGGAACUGCGCUGCUACCAGCAGGCAGGCAUCAACUGGCUUUGGUUCCUGAACAAGUAUAAUCUUCACGGCAUCCUCUGCGACGAUAUGGGUUUGGGCAAAACCCUGCAGACCAUCUGUAUACUUGCCGGAGAUCAUACGCACCGCCAAGCAGCCAAUUUGGCCAAUCUACCCAGUCUGGUCAUCUGCCCGCCCACUUUGACCGGUCACUGGGUCUACGAGGUGGAUAAGUUCCUUGACAAAGGCUCCGUGCUGCGACCCCUGCACUACUACGGAUUUCCUGUAGGCAGAGAGAAGCUUAGGAGUGAGAUUGGAACCAGCUGCAACCUGGUCGUGGCAUCCUACGACACUGUGCGCAAGGAUAUUGACUUCUUUAGCGGCAUACACUUCAACUACGUCGUCCUGGACGAAGGACAUAUCAUUAAGAACGGCAAGACCAAAAGUUCGAAGGCCAUAAAGCGACUGAAGGCCAACCACAGAUUGAUUCUCUCCGGCACCCCCAUCCAGAACAAUGUGCUGGAGCUGUGGUCCCUGUUCGACUUCCUGAUGCCGGGAUUCCUGGGCACUGAGAAGCAGUUUGUGCAACGCUUUUCGCGUCCCAUUCUGGCUUCACGGGAUGCUAAGAGUUCGGCCAAGGAGCAGGAAGCAGGAGUGCUGGCCAUGGAGGCGCUGCACCGCCAAGUCUUGCCCUUCCUGUUGCGACGCGUUAAGGAGGACGUGCUGAAGGACUUGCCGCCCAAGAUCACCCAGGACCUGCUUUGCGAAUUGAGUCCGCUCCAGCUUCGCCUCUACGAAGACUUUAGCAAUAAGCACCUGAAAGACUGUUUGGACAAGCUGGACGUCUCUUCGUCGGCGGCAGCCAUGGUGUCGGAGAAUCUCAGCGCCACCAAGACGCAUAUUUUCCAAGCGCUCCGCUACCUGCAGAACGUGUGCAAUCAUCCCAAGCUGGUGCUGCGCCAGUCCGAGGAGCUCACUCAGGUGGCCAGCCAGUUGGCGCUUUCGAACAGCUCCCUGGACGACAUUGAGCAUUCGGCCAAGCUGCCAGCGCUAAAGCAACUCCUCCUAGACUGCGGCAUUGGUGUGCAGACGGAGUCGGUGAGCCAGCAUCGGGCUCUGAUCUUCUGCCAGCUGAAGGCGAUGCUGGACAUUGUGGAGCACGAUUUGCUGCGUCGGCAUCUGCCCAGCGUCACCUAUCUGCGGCUGGACGGCAGCGUGCCCGCUUCCCAGCGCCAAGAUAUAGUCAAUAACUUUAACAGUGACCCCAGCAUAGAUGUUCUGCUCCUGACCACCCUGGUUGGUGGCCUGGGUCUUAAUCUAACUGGAGCCGACACAGUCAUCUUUGUGGAGCACGACUGGAAUCCCAUGAAGGAUCUGCAGGCCAUGGACCGAGCCCACCGAAUCGGUCAAAAGAAGGUGGUGAAUGUUUACCGACUCAUCACGCGCAACUCGCUGGAGGAGAAGAUCAUGGGCCUGCAGAAGUUUAAGAUACUCACCGCCAACACUGUGGUCAGUGCGGAGAAUGCAUCGCUCCAGACGAUGGGCACCUCGCAGAUCUUCGACCUCUUCAACGGCGGCAAAGACCAGGGAGCCGUAGCUGGAUCGGCAGCAACAGCAGCGGGAUCGGGCGGCAUGUCCAUGAACACCAUCAUCGAGAACCUGCCGGAACUCUGGUCGGAGCAUCAAUACGAGGAGGAGUACGAUCUGGGCAACUUUGUCCAGGCACUGAAAAAGUAGACCACUGCUUCCCACUCCAAGACUUCCAGUUUUAGGCUAGGAUGAACUUUUGAAUUGCCCUCUGUUCCUUUAUAAUCGCGAAAUGAAAACUGUAGAAACUAAAAAUAAAAAAGUUGAAAAUUA